This is a messenger RNA of Helianthus annuus (common sunflower), 2032 nucleotides long. RefSeq lists its product as uncharacterized. The record is from RefSeq and is a predicted model, not a curated record. The coding region runs from base 108 to 1673 and encodes 521 amino acids. Gene Ontology annotation, biological process: regulation of DNA-templated transcription. Lineage: Eukaryota; Viridiplantae; Streptophyta; Magnoliopsida; Asterales; Asteraceae. Gene Ontology annotation, cellular component: nucleus. The transcript has 14 exons.
UAUGUGACCCCACCCAUACUCCACACAAAAUUUUACCGUUCACACCACCCUUCACAACCUCACAUCCGGCCACCGGAGACACCAAAACCUCCGAUCACCGAUCACCCAUGACGACUCAACCCGUUCAAACCGAGUCAACUCACCCACACCCAACUCAACCAAUUCAACCCGAGUCAACUCACCCUUCUUCUUCACCUCCAAAACGCACAAAAUCCCCCGUUGUUCGCAUCGUUGGCAGCCGAAUCUACGAUCCGAAAAAUGGCAAGACUUGUCAUCAGUGUCGACAGAAGACGAUGGAUGUUUCGGUGAAAUGUACUAAUGAAAGUGGGAACAAGACAUGUCCGCUUAAUGUGUGUCGAGCUUGUUUAUUAAACAGAUAUGGAGAGAAUGUUGAAGAGGCUGCAGCAUCUGGUGAGUGGAAGUGCCCAAGGUGCAGAGGCAUUUGUAAUUGUAGUUCUUGCAUGAAGAAGAGAGGAUUUGUUCCGACGGGACCUCUUAUUCAUACGGCAAAGAAAGUGGGGUUUGCUUCGGUUUCCAAUCUUUUAAACAUGACGGGAUCGGUCGAGACUGAAGCAGUUAAGCGUGGUGCUCGAAAAAAGAGACGUGCUGAUGAUAAGGAGACUGGAGAUGAGCCCGAAAGAAAACUGACGAAAGAAGAUGGUGAAAGUGAGGAGACUGGAGAUGAGCCCGAAAGAAAACGGAUGAAAGAAGAUGGUGAAAGUGAGAGUUGCCAGGAGGAGAAAAGCUCAAUUGAGGACACAAGCGAAGAUAAUGACGUGAAGCUUCAACUACCACAGGGUACAGAGUUGACGAAUCUCGCAGGCAUUGAUCUACCUUCCGGAGACGUUGGACACGCUUUGCAGUUAUUAGAAUUCUGUGAAACAUUCGGCGAGGUCCUCCAGCUAAAAAACGGGGAGCCUGAAAUUUUACUUCGCGAGUUGACAUGCGCAAAUGCGCAUAAAACACCUGAAUCGUUAACCGUUCAGAUCCAUACCAGAUUACUCUCCAUAAUAGAAGAAGGUUUUGGGAAAAAAUAUUCUGGAACGUCAUGGGUGGAAGAUUUUAAAGAAUGUAUUUCUGAAUCUCAGUAUCUAUCAAAAGAUCCUCUCUUGGAGUGUUUUAAUUCGCAGCCGAAUGGUUACGAUGAAUUAAAUUUUUCAAAAAAGCUUCGGCUUUUGAAUUUUUUAUGUGAUGAAGCUCUUGGCACAGCAAAGUUGAGACUGUGGAUUGAGGAGAGAAAUGUGGAAGAAAAGAAGAUGGCGAAAGAGCGGUUGAUUGCUAAUAGAGAGAAGGAAAAAAACUUGAAAAAGAAAGUACACGAUGAGGUGGUGAAAGCUAUCUUAUCACCAAACAGAACGCCGCUUACCAUUUCUGAACAGAAAGAUCUUGUUUCGAAAGUUAAAGCCGAAACUGCGCAAAUCCUAGCAAAUUCUAUGGAAAUGAGAGAUAUACCGCGCGAAUCCUAUGUAGUUAGAUCAGAGCCCAUUCUUUUGGACAUAAAUGGCUGCAAACUCUGGAAAUUGAGAAGCCAUUAUGAUAAAGUUGGCAUAUUACGUCAAGAUUCUUGCUAUGAGGAUGUGAUGACUCCUGAUGAAAAAUGGUUUGCUUACAAUGAUCAAGAAAAGGCAUUAGUUGAUGAAUAUAUAUCUAAUUCAAGGAACAUCAGAGAAUGAUUGGAUCGACUUGUCGUUCUACAACAAACAAUUUAACAAUGUUCUGUUCUUUGUUGUUGUGGUAAUGAAGUUGACGCAAAGUGGAUGUUUAGAAUGAUUGGAUCGACUUGUCGUUCUACAACAAACAAUUUAACAAUGUUCUGUUCUUUGUUGUUGUGGUAAUGAAGUUGAUGCAAAGUGGAUGUUUAGAUGUAAACAGGGCAUGUUGUUAGAUAACUUGAGUAGUUUAUGCAACAUAUCAACUUGUGAGAAUAUGUAAGUCUUGGUGUGUUGUGUAUUUCUUACCCUUUGGUGAGCUCUAUAUAUCAAAGUAAAAUGCUUUUAGCAUUGGAUUAUAUGAAAGUUAAUACUAUUUGACA